Messenger RNA from Orbicella faveolata, 1983 nucleotides. RefSeq lists its product as uncharacterized. The record is from RefSeq and is a predicted model, not a curated record. Gene Ontology annotation, biological process: cell-cell adhesion. Gene Ontology annotation, cellular component: cell-cell junction; plasma membrane. Gene Ontology annotation, molecular function: cell adhesion molecule binding. NCBI's taxonomy places the organism in Eukaryota, Metazoa, Cnidaria, Anthozoa, Scleractinia, Merulinidae.
UGCCACGGUAAUACUUUGUUUAUCGACAUGGCUGCGUUUAGAAUUGAUCUAGGAAUUGGAAAGGUUCGUUUCAUCUACCCAAGUGGCUUCUUUCUUCUGCUGGCUGCCAACUUCCAGUUUGUUGCAACUUCUGUAACAUGGACAGCACCUCCGCCAGCCUGGAAUCAGACAGACCCAACUGGCAUUAGAACAGUUGACAUUUUGGUAUUCAAUAGAAGUACACAAGUGCAUCUGAAAUGGAAUUACAUACUGUCCCCCGGCUCAAACCUGCAAAUUACUACAUUUUCCAUUUUUGAAGAAGGCUCUGUCAGUGCUAUCGAUAUUGGCUUCAAAUUGCAUGGUAGUGAUGGUAGUGAGACCACGACAAUAGUCAAUAAUUUCGGAGCACGUUUUAAUAUCAGCACAAGUCAAGUGGCCACCUUGAUAAUAAACAGAGCCACUGAAAGAGAAGAAGCUACCUUCCAAUGCAAGCUUACGACGUCGAUCACGUGGCGAUACAAAGUUCGUGUCAAGUUGACAGAACUUCAAAUGCACUGGGAUCAAACACCAUUAAACCUGUCAACUGUUCAGGAAGGGAACAAUAUCACUCUGCAGUGGAGGUAUAGCUACACACUUGGCGUGUCGCCUUCAUUUCGAGACGCUACAUUCUUUGAUCUCCGUGAUGGUGAAGAAAAGCGCAUUGCAAACAAAUCCGGGCAGGGUGACCUCUAUGUGGAGCCCGCUUAUGGAGACCGAAUCAGAAUCCAUAUAGAUGAUACCAAAGCGUCGAUGACUAUUCUUACAGCGCUUAGAUCAGACAGGGGAAGAUACAAGUUUAAGGUUGAAACUUUAAACUAUAACAAGCUUGGUGGGCUAACAAGCAUAAUAGAAAUUUCAGUGCAAUUUGCAGCAAACCUUACUAAUGUAAGUCGUGACCAGACUGUUCUUGAAGACUCGAACAUGCAGUUAUUGUGUGAAGCAACUGGUGAACCAACACCAAACGUCACCUGGAUCAGAGUGUUGGAGGAUGGUAGCAGUAGUGAAAUACUGUACCAGGGUCAAACGUGGGACUUCCCAAACAUCAGUAGAAGUAACUCUGGGACAUACCGCUGUACAGCUGACAAUGGGUUUGGAAAACCGGUUAGCCACAAUGUCAAAGUGAAUGUCAUAUAUCCUGCCAAGAUUAUUAAACUUGCAAGUGAACAUGAAGUUCCAGCACAGCAAAGUGUAUCUCUUCAGUGUAGAGCAGAAGGAAAUCCAGAGCCGGCUUAUUCUUGGACACCAUGUGAUCCACAACAAAGUGUGUGCCAUGAAAGCACGCUAAACAUCUCAGAAGUGCUAAGUGACAUUGUGUAUACUUGCAACGUGACAAAUAGUUUGGGCAGUGAUACAAGAAAUACCAGCCUUGUCGUAGCAAGCACUGUGAUUAAUGUGACACUGGUCAUCACAAGUGAACGUUGUACUGAUGGACAAAUCAGCCAGUCAGGCUCGUUAUGGAGUAAACUACAGGAGACGAUUGACGGGAUCUUUACGAGUGAAAUUAAUUAUCAAAACUCGAUACUUUUAGAUGUCAGGUGUGGAAGUGUGAUUGUUGAUCUCGCCCUGAAGUUCAAAUCUACUGUUAAAGAGAGCGAUGUACUUAGGACACUUCAAGACGCUGCAAAAGAUGGAAAGCUUGGAGAUCUUGAUGUGAAUGCCUCGUCCAUAGUAGGCGUGCGACCUCAAACAGGCGCAACUGCAUCUACCAGUUCUGAAAGUGAGUCAAAGCUUUCUUGGAGACAGAAGAGCACUCAAUAAUGAAGUCGGGGUUUUUAUGAUUAUGGCAUGUCGUCAUAACACAUAACCAAUACAGUGGACUAGAGUCGGAGAUUUCCUCGUUUAUUGCUCUUAGAAUGUCAGUGCACGUCUGAACAGGCUGAUUGGAAACAUGCUGAUCUGUUCGCAGAUUAAUAUAUAGAUCUAGCCUAAAAGCGGAGCUCCUGGGAAGGGUUGUUCAAAGUCUCA